AUGGACAAUGAGCGAGCUCGCAAGAUCCUUGGCGAUCUUGCGGGUCAGCUCCCCACAAAGGCGUCUAUAGAUCAUAUCGAGCGACAGCGGAUCGAUGCCAGAGUCGCUGAGCAGAAGAUUCGAAAUCAACGCUUUCUACGCAAAGCCAAGCGACGCUCUGGCACUUCGAGCCUACAUCAGGCUGAUAAUGACUUUCGCCGCGGCACAAAGCAUACGAAUGACAUACUCCAUAGCGAUGCGGUAGACUUGCCUGAGCUCGAUGCAGAUGGUCUCCCCAUCAUCGAAGGUGAACAGGUCCUGCCCGACUCGUUCUUUCGUACGCCGACGGUGGAUGAAGGCAUUAGAUUGUCAAUUGCCACUCCCGAAGGUCUCGUCCAGCCGCAGAAGCGACAGCUGCUCAAACGUCUAGGCGCGCACAGACCCCAUCUCAGAUCGCGCAAACGCGAACAGGCCAAGAAUGACAGACCGAGCUUUGAAGUGCCCGAUGCUGUAGCAGAAGAAGAUGAGGAUCAUCUUGCUCUGCCAGAAACCGAAGGAUCGGGUGCUACGACGCCAGAUCCGCUCGCAAGCACAGGCGGAGAGCUGACGCGCGUUUCUUCGCACAUCUCCCUUCAAUCCGUCGCGUCCAUAGAAUCUACAACGAGCACACUGCCAGACGCAGGCACGACCAACGUCACGCCUCCUGGAUCCGAUCUCAAUCUUGCCCUCGCUCGGAUCGACACGCCCAAUGAGCCUGUUCAAGCAGUCGCGCCUGCUCAAGGCAUCACUGCCGUGGACUAUGCUGCUAAUGCAAGUGCCAACGUUGAGGCCGGCCAGGACGCGGAAGGAGACAGCGAUAGCGAUGAUGACCUGCAGCGUAGUCUGACGGUCGAUCAGAGUCCAGAGCAGCGCAAACGGCAUCACCUCAGACAACUGAGCAAGCGCAGCGCGAAGCCUGCCACUCGGCAGCGAUUGGCCAAGACACAUUCGUUCGAGAGUCUGAAGAGCGAAGCCAUGCCUGAUGCUGGUCAUCAGUUGCGAAGGCGGAUGACCGAUCUCGGCAAGUUGGCUCAGCACACUCCGCUCAAGCGACGCGUCAAGAAAAGUCCAGCAGGAUCGGGCAUAGAGAAGCUCAGCCAGGUGCUUGUCGAGGCUGGUGUACUAGACGAGGAAGGCGAAGUCACGGAGAUCGACGUGCUCUACGAGAAUCAGCGCGGGAUGGUCGUCUUCGGUCAGACAAAGUUCAGUCCGAACCUGCUCUUCCAGCUCGAUCCAUCAUCUUGGAGCAACGCAACCCUCAAAAAUACGCCCUAUACACCCGUAGACUUUCCACUGCCCAAUCCGACCUGGUCCUGGGUCAACCCGACUUGGUCAAUCGACAUGACAGGCGAUGUCGAUUACCAUGGUUGGCAAUACGCCAUACGUUUCCGUUCGGGCAAAUGGCGGGGCUGCCCUGACGUCUGGCGAUCUUUCGUAAGACGCAGGAGAUGGUUCAGGACGAGAAGGAAGCAGCCCACGCUCGAGCUCGAGAAGAAGCCGGCUGGCGAGGUCUACGCGCCGCCCACAGAUCUACCUCAAGCCGACAUGUCAGAGGCGGAGAAGAACAGCUGGGCGGAAGGUCAGACGGGCAAGCAGCUCGUCUGUCUGCUUCCGCAGAGCUUGCAGCAUAUGCUCGUCAAGCGCGCGCAGGAGACGACAGACGAAAUCGCUCAACCUUGGCUCAGCUCAGCCGAUGUCAGGCAGCGCAUGUCCGAAAGCGAUCACGGCUUUGCCUAUCUCUAUCCGACCGUGAUCGGCGAACUCAACCUCAGACGGGCUUGCAAAACGCUCGCACAUACUUGCUCGCUCGACCGACAUCGGCUCAAGCUAUGGAAGAUCUGGCUCCGCGACGAAGAGGCAAAGGAAGUCGAGCUUCCUGAUCUAGUAGAUGCAUUCGAGCUUAUGCGACAGAAACUUGAUGCCCUGCUGCUUGUCUUUGACUACAACACGACACGCCGCGCGUUCCUGCAGCUUGUCAAGCGCCGUGCAACGGAGGAGGGCGUCGCUGGUAGUGAAGAGCUUUGCCAGACCAUCGAUGAUUUGGCAGAGAGCAUCGCACGCGAAGCUGACGAUUCGUUGCCGUUCGACUCGCUCAUUCCACUUGACCACCCGCACCCACACGCUUGA
This is a messenger RNA of Mixia osmundae IAM 14324, 2145 nucleotides long. RefSeq lists its product as uncharacterized. The coding region runs from base 1 to 2145 and encodes 714 amino acids. NCBI's taxonomy places the organism in Eukaryota, Fungi, Basidiomycota, Mixiomycetes, Mixiales, Mixiaceae. The record is from RefSeq and is a predicted model, not a curated record. The transcript is spliced from 2 exons. Gene Ontology annotation, cellular component: membrane.